UCCCUCCCUCCCUCCUCCUCCCGCAGCCGGAGUGCAUUCCUCUCCUGUGCUCUCCAUUCACACGCAGGGAGCCGCCGCAGAGAGAGCACCUCCGACACCAGAGAGGAAUGUCCCCAAGUUUUGGAAUUUAAAACCAUGGCGAGGAUAUCUAACCUUCGGAUCACUUGAACUUGGCUCCCACCUCGUGCCUCUGUGGAUGAUGUUCCUGAUGACGGCUUGCAACACUGAGAACGGGACAGCCGAUCAAUAGGAGUUUUGUUGCCGCUCCCUUCAUCCUUCUCUCUGUCCCUGAAGCUGUCCUCCUUUAUUCCUGGACAGAAGAGUAAAACACGGAAGAAAACCCUGACUUCGCCCUUGCACCAGAGCUUGUACUUCUCCUCCUUCUCCUCCUCUCCUUCUCCUUCCCCACCCCCCUAAGCCUUGCCUCUAAACAGCCCAGAUAUGUGUCCCCUAUCUCAGUCAGCGGCUUCCCCUGGCCAGGGGAACUUGUGUUUCCUCUUGGGUUUUUUGCUUAUCAUGAGCUCAUCCCUUUCUGGAGCCCAACCCCCGCCCUUUAAACAGUUUGCUCCGACUGAGUCGGGGCUUACACAUCUGGCCAUCCACAACAAAACUGGAGAAGUAUAUGUGGGAGCCGUCAACUGGAUUUUUAAGCUGUCUAGCAACCUGACCAAACUGCGCAACCACAUGACUGGCCCAGUUGUGGACAAUGAGAAGUGCUACCCUCCGCCCAGUGUCCAGUCCUGUCCUCAUGAUCUAGCUCAGACCCCAAAUGUGAACAAGCUUCUUCUCAUAGACUAUGACCAAAACCGCCUCAUUGCCUGUGGCAGCACUUCUCAGGGGAUCUGCCAGUUCCUACGUCUGGACGACCUCUUUAAACUCGGCGAGCCCCACCACCGCAAGGAGCACUACCUCUCCAGUGUGGCAGAGUCUGGUACCAUGUCCGGGGUCAUCAUAAGCUCCCCCCACAGUACCACCAGCAAGUUAUUCAUCGGAACCCCUAUUGAUGGCAAAUCUGAGUACUUCCCCACCCUGUCUAGCCGCAAGCUGAUGGAGAAUGAAGAAAAUGCCGACAUGUUCAGCUUUGUCUACCAGGAUGAGUUUGUCUCCUCUCAACUGAAGAUCCCCUCGGACACUUUGUCUAAAUUCCCUGCUUUCGACAUUUAUUAUGUGUACAGCUUCAGCAGCGAGCAGUUUGUUUAUUACCUAACAAUGCAGCUGGACACUCAAUUGACUUCCCCAGAUGCUAGUGGAGAGCAGUUCUUCACUUCCAAAAUAGUCCGCCUCUGCGUGGAUGACCCCAAGUUUUACUCCUACGUAGAGUUUCCCAUUGGCUGCACUAAAGAUGGGGUAGAGUACCGCCUGGUGCAGGAUGCCUUCUUGGCUCAGCCGGGCCGGCAGCUGGCCAAGUCCCUGGGGAUCUCCGAGAAUGAAGACAUCCUCUUCACAGUCUUCUCUCAGGGUCAGAAGAAUCGGGCCAAACCACCCAAAGAGUCAGCAUUGUGUCUGUUCACCCUGAGGAGGAUAAAGGAGAAGAUCAAAGAGAGAAUUCAGUCCUGCUACAAGGGAGACGGCAAACUCUCCUUACCCUGGCUGCUCAACAAGGAGCUCGCCUGCAUCAACUCGCCACUGCAGAUAGACGAUAACUUCUGCGGUCAGGACUUCAACCAGCCUCUGGGGGGAACCAGCACCAUCGAGGGCAUCCCCCUCUUCAUCGACAAAGAUGAUGGCAUGACCUCCGUAGCAGCGUACGAUUACCAUGGGAACACCGUGGCUUUUGUUGGCACGCGGAACGGAAAACUUAAGAAG
Notothenia coriiceps (black rockcod) is the source of this 1806-nucleotide messenger RNA. Its product is annotated as plexin-A1-like. The transcript is spliced from 3 exons. Gene Ontology annotation, cellular component: semaphorin receptor complex; plasma membrane. NCBI's taxonomy places the organism in Eukaryota, Metazoa, Chordata, Actinopteri, Perciformes, Nototheniidae. The annotation marks the transcript as partial. The record is from RefSeq and is a predicted model, not a curated record. Gene Ontology annotation, molecular function: protein binding; semaphorin receptor activity. Gene Ontology annotation, biological process: regulation of cell migration; semaphorin-plexin signaling pathway.